AUUCUUUCAAAUUAGUCUCCUAGCACACUUAGGAAUUUGGAAUGGACUCAGUAGGAUGGCUACAAAGAAAAAUUCAAGUGCUCACAAGGUUAAAUUUCAGGAAAGCCCUCUUGGAUGCAAGACAAAGGCGUGGUGUAAAGCGAAAACAAAAGCAGCCUGACUGAGAGAGGGCUUUUGCAUUCAGCCCCGCACUCCUCCCAGCACCCUUCUGGCGACGGAAGCAGCUAGAUUGAGCCCAUGGCGUUGGAACACAACCAGUCGGCAGACUACUACUAUGAGGAACCUGAAAUCAACGGUACCCAUGACUACAGCCAGUAUGAGGUCAUCUGUGUGAAAGAAGAGGUCAGAAAAUUUGCCAAAGUCUUCCUGCCUGCCUUCUUCACAAUCGCUUUCAUCAUUGGUCUUGCCGGAAACUCCACAGUGGUGGCAAUUUAUGCCUAUUACAAGAAACAGAGAACCAAAACAGAUGUGUAUAUCCUGAAUCUGGCGGUGGCAGAUUUAUUACUCCUCUUCACUCUGCCUUUUUGGGCAGUUAAUGCCGUUCAUGGGUGGGUCUUAGGGAAAAUGAUGUGCAAAGUAACUUCAGCCUUGUACACAGUCAACUUUGUGUCUGGAAUGCAGUUUCUGGCUUGUAUCAGUGUAGACAGAUAUUUAGCAGUAACUAAGAUCCCAAGACAGUCAGGAGUGGGGCGAUCAUGCUGGAUCAUCUGUUCCUGUGUCUGGAUGGCUGCCGUUUUGCUGAGCAUACCCCAGCUGGUUUUCAAUACCGUCAAUGUCAAGGCUAGGUGCCUUCCCAUCUUUCCGCACCACCUGGGGACAUCAAUGAAGGCAGCAAUUCAAAUGCUGGAGAUCUUCAUCGGGUUUGCCGUGCCCUUUCUUAUUAUGGGUGUAUGCUACUUUAUCACGGCAAGGACACUCAUCAGGACCCCAAACAUUAAAAAAUCCAGGCCCCUCAAAGUCCUGCUCACGGUGGUUGUAGUUUUCAUUGUCACUCAGCUGCCUUAUAAUAUUGUCAAGUUCUGGCAAGCUAUAGACACCAUCUACUCCCUGAUCACCGACUGCGACAUGAGCAAACGUAUGGAUGUUGCCAUCCAAGUCACGGAGAGCAUCGCGCUCUUCCACAGCUGCCUCAACCCACUCCUCUAUGUUUUCAUGGGAGCCUCUUUUAAAAGCUACAUCACCAAAGUGGCCAAGACGUAUGGCUACUGGAGAAGACAGAGACAAAAUGUGGAGGAGAUCCCUUUUGAUUCUGAAGGUCCUACAGAGCCAACCAGUACUUUAAGCAUUUAAAUGAGGAACUGCUCUGUCUCCUGCUUGGCUGCCCAUGAAUGAUGUGACUCCCUCAGAUGAAACAUCUGCAUUGUUCUGAAACUCAAAUCUCAACCACUGUGGUUGUAACUUAUGGGAAAGAAUGUGUAGAGGUGGGAGAGUGGGGAGAGUAGACGCAGAGAAGUGGAAACAAGAGAGUAAAUAUAGAAACGUGAAAAUUAAACACUACAGGAAAAUAGGAGUACCAGGCAUGCAUAAAUACAAACACUAUAUUACAGGUUAAGCCAUCUAACACAGACUUAGAGACUUACAUUCAGAAGACUUUAUAACUCUUUAAUUAUCUAAAUGUUAAAUAAGAACUGCUUCCAUAUAUUAUUUUAGUAAAUAACUAUGUAGUAAAAAUUGCCUUUUCCAGUUUUAAUUUUUUUAUUUCAUAAAAUCGCAGAAAGGAUAAUAAAUAACAAAAAUAUAUACAAUAUGGUUUUUCUAGACUUUUGAUGAAUAUUGGCAAAUUUCUAAAGAUAUAAUGUUUCCAUAUUAACUUUCUUUAAAAAUAAUUGGUUACCUUUAAUAUGUAUUAUAUUAAUCAUUUAUAUGAUAGAAAUAAUCCUCAGACUAUCAUAUUUAUCUAGGCUCUAACUUUUAUUAAAAGCUUAUGCAUUUAUAUGAAUCUAUUACAGAGUACUGUAUAAACAAUAUAGUGACCUAUGUGUAAAAUUUCUUUUCAUUUAAAGACAUAUUUUUAAGCAAUAAAAAUUCUACCACAAUAAACUGUUUUCAAUAAUGUGUAUAACUAAAA
Echinops telfairi (small Madagascar hedgehog) is the source of this 2068-nucleotide messenger RNA. RefSeq names its product atypical chemokine receptor 4 (gene ACKR4). The record is from RefSeq and is a predicted model, not a curated record. Bases 238 to 1290 code for a protein of 350 amino acids. Gene Ontology annotation, biological process: G protein-coupled receptor signaling pathway; immune response; chemotaxis. NCBI's taxonomy places the organism in Eukaryota, Metazoa, Chordata, Mammalia, Afrosoricida, Tenrecidae. Gene Ontology annotation, cellular component: membrane. The transcript has 2 exons. Gene Ontology annotation, molecular function: scavenger receptor activity; chemokine binding; chemokine receptor activity.